Molecule: messenger RNA, 336 nt
Organism: Durusdinium trenchii
Lineage: Eukaryota; Dinophyceae; Suessiales; Symbiodiniaceae
Source: the annotation of a GenBank genome assembly
AUGCCUGAAGAGGAAGAGAUUGUUUUUGAUGGCUCUAUGAAAGCGGCAGAAGCGGCGGCACUGACUUCAUUGAUGCAUGACAGCGCCUUCUUAACACGCUGCACUCGGCGUUGUGGCCCUGAAGCCGUCGAACUUGCACAGCAAGUUUAUGAACAACUCAGUUCUCAAGAAGAAGCCGUGGGUAUGGCAGUAGAGGCUGUGGUGACCAAGUAUGGUGCGCCACAUUUGCGACCCACGGAUAUUCAAAGUCGUUCAGAACAAGAUACGGCUUGCUGGUCCCUGAUCAACUUGCUGAAAUAUGCAGCAGCAGAAGUCAAAGACAGCAAAAGUGGCUAA